Messenger RNA from Capronia epimyces CBS 606.96, 1719 nucleotides. RefSeq lists its product as uncharacterized. The coding region runs from base 1 to 1719 and encodes 572 amino acids. Lineage: Eukaryota; Fungi; Ascomycota; Eurotiomycetes; Chaetothyriales; Herpotrichiellaceae. The record is from RefSeq and is a predicted model, not a curated record. The transcript has 3 exons.
AUGCCUCGAAUCUCCUUGUUGCGCGUCCUCCUCCUCCCGCCUGCAUGUUGGCUGGCCCUGGUGCUGCUGUGGGUGGUACUCCCGGCGCCGCCGGUGCCAUGGAACGAUGAAGCGUCGGAAUACCUUUGGCAAGGGGGUACGGUGACGAGGGUAUACAAGUUCGCCGAUUUCUUCCCCUGGAGCGAUCCUCUCCCUGCGGUCCAAGACGCGCGUGGCACCGGCCGCACCGCCUUUGCGGUCGACUAUACCUACUGUUGGCGGACGGGCGAGUUGACGAUCAGUGGCGGCACAGGGGCAUGGGCUUCGACUUCGACUUCGAUCUUGGGGUCGGGAGCAGAAGCCGGAGCAGAAACCGGAGAAGAAACAGAAGCACGAACACCAGCACGGUCAGGAUCAGAACCACAAUCACACGCACACGCAUACACACAUACGCCCUAUGCAAAUACCUAUAAUAUCUCGGCGCUCCUGCACUCUCCCAGCCUGCCGUACACGGCGGCUCCUUUCAUUCUGCGCGCCAAGGCCGGUGAUCAAGACGGCAUGAAUCUGCCCUCGUUCCCCGAGGCCGAUGCGACCUUGUUGUUCUGGGAGGUCCAUGGCGAUGUGGCGGAGCUUCCGCUGAGAGUCCGGGUGGUGAACGAGAGCACGGUGCAGAUAUGGCCGGAUUCCAAGUUUUGGGACGCAGACCGAGCCAAAGGCGUACGAAACCGCGCCGAAACCCCAUCGGCCUUCCCGCCCUUGUUAUCCAUCACUUUCAACACGACCCGGACCAAGACCGGCGACAAGGCCAAGAGCGUCACCACCGUCGACACCUUUGUCCCGUUCCACGUGCAGUUCCCCAGGUCUGCAUCCACGGCUGAAUCCGAGGUCGAAUCCGAGGUCGAGGUCUACUCCAAGCUAGAGCCCACCUCCUCCUCGCCCUCGCGCACCUUUGUCGUCCGCCGCACCAUCAGCGCGCUCGUCGUGCCGGUUGGCCUCUUCGUCAUCGACCAUGUCUUCGCGCACAUCUGGUUCCCUGUCGAGAUUGGGUUCCGCAUCGCGCACGUGCUGUUUUUCCUGCUGGCCGUCUAUGUGGCCGUGGUCUUUGUGUGUUGGAAGGCCCAAGGGUCGCCGCCGUACUGGCGCUUCACGCGGACGUUCUGGCUGACCAGGCCGGUGACUGCGUAUUUGGGCCCAAGGUUAGCUUCUCGGGACAACGAGAACGACGACGACGAGUUGUUUGAUGGGACUUCACGCGGUGAAAAGAGGGGGUAUAAAUCUAAUUUGGACGACGACACGUUUUCGCUCCAAAGGCCAAGGUCAAGGACAAGUUCUGGCCCCAAGCCACUGACGAGCUUCAGGGCCUUUUUCUCCAGUCGAUCGCCCCUGGACGACCUAUUUGUCACGUUUGACUCGACCCGAGGCUUUGUGCGGCCGUUGGAGAUCCCGGCCCGGUUCUGGUUCUGGAGGCCGAGGGAGAGGCAAAGGGAAGAAGAGCGUGCCGACGGGGACAGGAAAGUAGACGGUGAUGAGGACGGCGAUGAAGAGAGCCGUGUUGGUGGUGUCUACGUCCCUGCUGAACCUCAUUAUCAUCAUCAUCAACAACAGCUUCAGCGCCAGCGCCAGCACCAGCACCAAGGCCAAGGUAGCGAAUUUCAGGCCGGCCCUGACUUUGACCUCGACACCCCCGGUUUCGACUCUCCUGAACAGGGAGAGAAUGCGAAUGCGAAUGGGAAGUCAUGA